AUGUACAUUAUCCCCGAAUGUUGCAUAUGUAGGUUAAGCUUAAAAAACAAUCUGUGUGUAGAAAAAAACUGCGGAAAUAUUUUCCACUACAGUUGCAUGAAACAAUGGAUAGGGAUCCAGAAAUCCUGCCCUUUGUGCAAAUGCACAUGCUGCAAAAAAAACUUGUUGUUUAUUCACUACGAAAUAAAUGAGGAGAAUAAAAUUAUGAUGAUGGAUGAAAACUACAUUAACAAAAGUAAAAAUGAAUUAUAUGAAGACUUGGUAAAAUAUGAAGCAGAACUUAUAAAAAUGCAAAAUGAAAAUGAGAAAUAUUCUCUAGAAAUUUUAACACUGACAAAUAAAAAUAAAAUUUUAAGUGAUACAAUAUGUAAAAAUAACAUCAAAAUUAAUCAAGAGCAAUGUGAAAAAUUAAAAUUAAAGGAAUUGAAGGAUGAAUAUUUUAAGGAUAAAAUACUUCUGACAACCAAAAUUGAGGAAUAUGAUAAGGAAUUAAAAAAAUACAAAAUUGUGGAAAAAUAUUUAGAGGAUUUAAAUAAAGAAGAUUUAAAUCAAAUUAAUUUGUUAUUUGGUUUCAACAUUUUAACAAUAGAACAACAACAAAAUGUCAUUCUUAAUUAUAUUAAAAACUCUUUGUCCAAUAAAAAAAAAAGUGAAUUAACUGUUAAGCAGUUAGAGGAAAAUAUAAUCCAAAAAGAUAGCCAAAUUCAAAAAUUGAAGGAAAAGCUCUAUGCCUACAGACUCAAUCACGACAUGGCAGAUGAAGACAGCAAUGACAGGCCUCUGGCAAAUGAGCAGCCUGGUGAUGGUGGUUCAAAGACGAUUAAAAUUAAAAGUAAAGUAAUUCGACGGAUUAAGACACUAAAUUCUGGCAGAAAAACAGACGUCAGCAGAUCAGGAGGAGUCACUUAUAGUAAAUCCAAAACGAGUGGUACUACUGAGUUAAGUGAAAAUCAAUUAACGCGCAACCCGUUAAGAAGUAGCCCUAUAAGAAGUAGCCCUAUAAGAAGUAGCCCUAUAAGAAGCAGCCCUGUGAGAAGCAGCCCUGUGAGAAGCAGCCCUGUGAGAAGCAGUCCUAUGAGAAGCAGUCCUAUGAGAAGCAAUCCGUUAAGAAGCAAUUCCAUCAACAGCAACUCUCACAACAGCCAAGACUUCAUCAAUUUUAUCGACAAAAAAAUUAACAACUCCAACUCCCCUGAACAUAUUAAUGUUACCCCCCAAAGAAGGAAGUUUCAUUCAAUUGAAGUAGACAUAUUUAGAAACAAAUCCGUGGAUAAAUUUUUUAAUGAUCUCACCGAAAAGAACAAUACACAGGAAGGGAAGGACUUCACUGAAGUAUACUCCAUCCCAACCGACUCGGGGAACACAAAAAGUUCGAGCAGUAGCUACAAACCACAGACAGCAGUUUCUUCCGCACUCAAACAUGUCUGUAGUGUUAAAACGAACAAAAGCAGAAAUGGGAAGUCCUAUGCAAAACAGUCAACCAAAAUAACGGAUUUUUUUAAGCGCGUCUGA
This is a messenger RNA of Plasmodium gonderi, 1512 nucleotides long. RefSeq lists its product as hypothetical. The transcript has a single exon. The coding region runs from base 1 to 1512 and encodes 503 amino acids. Lineage: Eukaryota; Apicomplexa; Aconoidasida; Haemosporida; Plasmodiidae. The record is from RefSeq and is a predicted model, not a curated record.